Ipomoea triloba (trilobed morning glory) is the source of this 852-nucleotide messenger RNA. RefSeq names its product 60S ribosomal protein L6, mitochondrial-like. Gene Ontology annotation, molecular function: structural constituent of ribosome; rRNA binding. The record is from RefSeq and is a predicted model, not a curated record. The transcript has 2 exons. The coding region runs from base 201 to 524 and encodes 107 amino acids. Gene Ontology annotation, biological process: translation. Lineage: Eukaryota; Viridiplantae; Streptophyta; Magnoliopsida; Solanales; Convolvulaceae. Gene Ontology annotation, cellular component: ribosome.
CUCUGCCUCUCUGUCGCAUUGUCGCCGUCCCAGACUCCCAGCCUCCUCCCCGUCGCCGUCAGCGGUCCCAGCCUUCCAUGCUCGCCGUCGCCAUCCCAACUUGCUUCGCGGUUAUUACAAAGCAAAGGUUGCAAUCUUGGUGUGGUGUUUAGCUGCUGUUUGAAGUAGCGGAUUAUGAUUUUGAAGUCUUAGAAUGAUUGAUGAAUGCAGUAGCAAUGGAAGCUAAAUUCUUUCGCUUUCUCAAGAUUGUUGGAGUUGGUUUCAAAGCACGAGCAGAAUUUGAGGGCCGUUUAUUGUACCUCAAACUGGGUUACAGUCAUGAGGUUGAGCUGACUGUUCCUCCUGCAGUUCGCGUAUUCUGCUUCAAACCCAAUGUGAUCUGCUGCACUGGGAUCGACAAGCAACGAACGCAUCAGUUUGCUGCAGCAAUUAGAAGCUGUAAGCCCCCUGAAGUGUACAAAGGGAAAGGAAUAAUGUACAUUGAUGAAGUGAUCAAGAAGAAGCAGGGGAAAAAAUCGAAAUGAGCUCCCAGGUUUCAUUUCUUUGCACCUUUCUCGUUCAAUUUCUCUGCUGAAACACUGUAUGUGCUGGAGGGAUCAAAAACCUUCAUUCCAUUGAUGAGAUUAUAGCACUCUGAUUCCCUUCUAGAUAUUGUCAUGCAAUAUGUUUGCUUUGGAAGGAAGUAUUACAGUUUCCGUGCUCUUGAAUUUGGUGUUCUCCCUCUACAUUCUAUGACAAUAUGAUAUAAACAUAAGCACAUUGAAACAACUUAGAAGUUGUAUUUAUUUCAAACUGUUUGAUUGCACAUUAUCUUGACAAGGAAAACCAACAUUUUGGUUGUGGCCUCGUGGA